AUGAAAUCUAACAUAUCAUAUGACGAGGGUCGCUACAUCGCCAAGCUUCCAUGUAAAGAUGACCAUCUGCCGUUGCCGACCAAUUAUGACGUUAACGUAGGACGUACAGAAAACUUGAUCAAGCGGUUGCGUAAAACACCACUCAUGUUGCAGAAAUAUGACGAGAAAGACCGGAACGUCACGAGAUUUCUAUGGCUGAGUGACCCAAGUGACCCCGACUCCCCGCUGACCACAUACAGGUUCAAGGCCGUGCUGUUUGGGGCUACGUGUUCUCCAUUCAUCCUGUGCGCAACCAUCAUCAAGCACCUAGAAAACAACAGUGACAACCGGCACACAUCCAGAAUGUAUGAUCCGCUUGGACUCCUCAUCCCAGUCACCAUUCGAGCUAAGAUCAUAUUGCAAGAAUUGUGGAAGAAGAAAUAUGCCUGGGACUCACCACUUCCACGCGAGCUACAACAGAAAUGGCAGGAAAUAGCGCGAGACAUGAACAGAACAGAUCACUGUGACGAGCCUGAGCCACAGUCACCGUCAGAAUCUUCAACAAACACCAUUACUGGAAUCCAUGAUAUCAUAGAUAUGACCAGAUACAGCACUCUCGGGAAGCUGCUACUCGUCAGCGCCUACGUAUUACGGUUUGCACAAAACUGCAGACUUGAAGUUUCAUCCAGAAGACUAGAACACCUGACAGCGAGUGAGCUUCAACAGACAGAAGAAUUAUGGCUCAGAAGUUGUCAACAAUCUACUUAUGGCGAGGAAAUCAAGAAUCUCAGUUCAAAUGGAAAUCGCCUUCCAUUGGUUAGGCAUUUGAGACUGUUCCUAGAUGCCACCGGCUUCGUUCGUUGUGGUGGGCAUAUUCACAAUGCGCCGCUAUCAGAAAAGUUUCCAUACCUACUUCCUCAGAAACAUCCAUUCGCACGUCUGGUUGUAAUCGAUGCCCACGAGAGGUUACUUCAUUCUGGGUCAAGUUUAACCAUUACAUACCUCAGACAGAAAUACUGGAUACCGGUUAUCCGACGUUGCGUGCAGUCCGUGUUACGGGCCUGCGUUAUAUGCAGACGAGUUAACGGCAACUCCUACCAUGCGCCUGAUCCACCACCAUUACCAAAAAUACGAGUAGAGGACACAGAACCGUAUACAGCAACUGGUGUAGACUUUACUUGUGCGUUGUAUGUACGCGAUAAAGACGGACAAGAAAAGAAAGCGUACAGUUGUUUGUUUACAUGUGCAUCGACCCGAGCUGUACACAUUGAACUCGUGCCGGAUUUUACAACAGAAACAUUUCUGCAAGCGUUUCUUCGCCGAUUCCGCAGCCGGAAAUCCCUUUUACGUCUGAUGAUAUCAAAGAGUACUACAUAUAUUGGAGCAGCGAAUCAUCUACGUGAACUCAUGCAAUCAAAUGCAGUACAGGAAGAGCUCAACAACAAAGGAACAGAAUGGCGCUUUAUCGUAAAACCUGCUGCGUGGUACGGAAGAUGGUGGGAGCGCCUGAUUGGGUUGACCAAAACUGCCGUCAAGAAGGUACUGGGUCGAUCGUAUGUGGACUCCGAGACGUUAUCCACUAUCAUCACAGAAGUGGGGGCCGUUAUCAAUGACCGUCCACUAACUUACGUCACUUUUGGAGAGGUCGAGACGGAGCCAUUGACGCCAUCUCACUUGCUGUUUGGAAGACGACUUACAAAGUUGCCUUAUUCCGAAGACAUUGAACUUCCGGGACCCCGUGCGAGUAACUUUGAAAACAUCACGAAGCGAGCGAGGACCCAGAAAAAGUUAAUUGACAAUUUCCGCGUACGAUGGAAGCCUGAACAUUUAACCGCUAUAAGGGAGCACCACCGUGUUUCCGGCAAAAAACAGCAAACGAUCAAGUUUGACGACGUUGUCCAGGUCCAUAACGAGACACCGAGGUCCUCAUGGAAACUAGCAGUUAUGGAGGAGACCAUAACCGAAAACGAUGGGUUGGUUCGUGCAGCGCGGAUUCGGACACAAAAUGGACAUCACACUACCCGCCCUAUCGUAGAACUGUAUCCUCUAGAAGUGCUGUGUGACACCGUCAGUGCAAGAGACUAA
Molecule: messenger RNA, 2064 nt
Organism: Mya arenaria
Lineage: Eukaryota; Metazoa; Mollusca; Bivalvia; Myida; Myidae
Exons: 4
Coding region: 1-2064 (687 amino acids)
Molecular function (GO): nucleic acid binding
Source: RefSeq, a predicted model, not a curated record